Phanerochaete carnosa HHB-10118-sp is the source of this 909-nucleotide messenger RNA. RefSeq lists its product as uncharacterized. The annotation marks the transcript as partial. The transcript has 5 exons. The record is from RefSeq and is a predicted model, not a curated record. NCBI's taxonomy places the organism in Eukaryota, Fungi, Basidiomycota, Agaricomycetes, Polyporales, Phanerochaetaceae.
UCUGACGCAUCGUCAGACGUCACCCAACUCGACCCCACCGAUUUCGCUGAAUACUUCCGCGAGCGGGAUGGUCGACUAUUCCAUUCUCAUGGUAGCUCCCCGUAUCCGCUUCCUGUGGAUGCAAGGGAGCAGGAAAGGGUCAACGGACAGCACGAGCUCCUGCGCCAGCUACUGGGCAGCAACUAUCUAGGCCCAGUCCGACAGGUGGUGAGGAGACAGAAGCGUGUCUUAGAUCUCUGCACGGGUACGGGUCGCUGGGUUCUCGAUAUGGCGGACGAAUUUCCAAACGUUCGCUUCGACGGAAUAGACAUCGUGCCCAUCGCCACACGUACCCCUCCCGACAAUGUUUUCAUCGAGAUGGCCGAUGUCAACGAGCCGUGGCGUUAUCACAAUGGCACGUUCGACCUCGUGCACGCCCGCUCGGUCUCGUUGGCAAUGCGCGACUAUCCAGGGAUGCUCGACCAGGCUGCGCGCGUGCUCCGCUCGGGUGGGCUCUUCCUCGCGUGCGAGUGGGGCCGCUUCGUCGUCAUGCGCGACGGGCGCGAUCUUGCCGCGGCGGCGCCCGCGACGUGUCGCUUCUUCGAGGCUGUCGGGGCCGCGCUUGCCGCACGCGGCGUCGUGCCUGUCGCAGAGUACCUCGAGCGCUCUGUCCACGACUGCGGCCGGUUCGAGCGCGUCGAGGCGCGUUGCUUCGAGGUGCCCAUCGGCGAUUGGGACCCUGCACGCGCGCUGCUCGGCGUCGGCAACCGGGGGUUCCUUGCCAUGUACGUCGAGUCGCUCCGGGCACUACUGGUGGAAUCAGGGAGGCACGCUGCAGAUGUGGAGGCUCUCAUCCGCGAUGUACAGCGCGAGCUGCAGACCGUGCGCGGGAUGUCGGCCUUCUACUUUACUGUGCAUGCACGUCGCAUU